AUGCAUCUCAAGAAGGCUUUCUCUGUCGGCGCGUGCAUCCUCGGUGUCAUCGAGGCCUCUCCUAGCCGCGCUCACGCCUUUACUAAGAGGCAUGCCGCUAGCUCAGAGGAGUAUGACUUUGUCAUCGUUGGUGGUGGUACGGCCGGUCUGACUGUUGCCCACCGCGUUUCGGUCGCCUUUCCCAACAAGUCCGUGCUAGUCAUCGAGUAUGGCAAGAUUGAGGGGACUGUUGGUUACUUCGACCCGCCCGAGGAUGGCCGUGGUGCCAGCCGCCUCGUCAUAAGCUCCCCUCCCGUUGCCAGUGUUAACAACCGCUCUGCUACCGUCAUCCUAGGCAUGACUGUUGGUGGGGGAUCCACCGUCAAUGGCCAGUUCUUGGAUCGUGGCUCCAGGUACGACUAUGACGAGUGGACUCGACUUGGAAGCCCCGAGUUUGAUAACACCACUGACAUUUGGGACUGGGAGAACUUUGGGCCCGUGUUCGGCAAGUCCUUAUUCCUUACUGAGCCUAGCGACGAGCUUGUAGGAGAGUACGGCUACACUUGGGAUGCCUCUUAUUAUACCGGCGACUCCAUUCAAGCCUCUUUCCCUCCCUUCCAGUGGCCUGUCCAGCGGUGGAAGGCGUACGAGGAGCUCGGUCUCGAGACCCCCGUUAGUUGCGAUGAUGGGAACAAGCAUGGUAUCUGCUGGGUUCCCUCGGCCCAGAACUCUGAAACCGUCGAGCGAUCUCACGCCGGUGUUGGUCACUACACUAGGAUCGCUGACUCCCUCCCCAACCUUGACCUCCUCGUCGAACACAAGGUCACGCGCCUCAUCAUCGACAAGGACAAUAAUGCACCACCUGUUGUCGAGUUCAGACCCGUUGCUGGCGGCGAGAUUCAGACCAUCCACCCUAAGCAUGAAGUCAUAUUGUCGGCCGGUGCCAUUCACACACCUCAGAUUCUCCAGCGCAGCGGUGUAGCCUCUGCCGAGUACCUCGAGUCCGAAGGCAUUGAACUCGUUGAGGACCUUCCUGGUGUUGGCCAGAAUUUCCAGGAUCACUGCGGCACCCCCCUAUCCUGGUCUUAUGACGAACCUUCCCCCAGGGAGGGCGACAUCACCAACAACGCAACUUACGCUGCCGAGGCUGUCGCGCAGUUCCGUGAGCGCCCUGCCCGCGGUCCUUACACUAUCGCCAUGGGUAACAGUGCUGCCUACGUUGCCCUGCAGCACGUCACCCCCCAGUGGGAGCAGAUCGUCGCCAAUAUCCGCGCCCAGAUCGAGGACCGCUCCGCCCUCGGCCAUCUCCCCGCCAUGGCUGCCAAGUCUGUCCAGGAGGGCUACCUCGCGCAGCUCGAGAUCAUCGCCCAGGCUCUCGAGCACCCUGAGCACCCCAUCCUUGAGAUGCCCUUCCAUACCGGCCCUGGAACCGCCUUCCUCCUCAAGCCUCUCAGCCGUGGCUCCGUCGUCCUGAACUCAACUGACCACGAUGCCACCCCCAUCGUCAACUACGACACCGGCGCUAACCCCAUCGACCUCGAAAUCAUGGCCACCUACGUCGACUACUUCCGCCGUAUCUACGCUACUGAUACAUGGCAGGAGCUCGGUGCUGUCGAGGUCGCGCCCGGCGCCAACGUAACUACUCACGACGCUCUUAUUGAGUACGUCAAGGACAAUGUCAUCCAGUCACUCAUGCACCCUUGCUGCACGGCUGCCAUGCUUCCACGCGAGAAGGGCGGCGUGGUGGACUCGAGCCUCUCAGUCUACGGCAUCUCCGGUCUGCGCGUUGCUGACUGCUCCAUCAUUCCCACCAUUCCUGCUUCACAUACUACCACCACGGCGUAUGCCAUUGGCGAGAAGAAUUCUCUCGAGGUAUUUCAACCAAUUCUCGCCCAGCACCUUUCUCAUCUUAUCUUCACUCCACCCCUUCCUCGCCAUCGCGACAGCCAGUUGAGCCCGGUCGGCCAGCGGACCCAGAGGCUUCACAACCUUCUGACUCCCCCAUGGAGUGAGCUGCCUGGCAUACCCCUUGUCUUUGUUACACCAUGCCAUGAAGUCGCUCGGACGUCCGUGACCCUCGCUCGCGUCGGAGCCGAUGCCCACGAGGUCCUCUCCCGCGAGGCCGAUGACAUAGUCGAGGGCAUCUACAUAGUCGUCGAUGGUGCUGUCGUUGCCCUUUGCCAUGUGCGGACCAAACUGGCUGAGGCCGAUGAAACCACCCUUGGAGGCGAUAAACUUGAUCAGGCGGUCGUCCUUGUUCCGCGGAUGCUCCUUCAGCCCUCCCGGGAGCACAUCGCAGACAAUCCCGAGCUUGGCCAUCUCGUCCACCACCUCUCUUCCGAAUCCAGUCAGCCCGGAGUCCCUCAGCUCCGUGUACCCAGCGCCGCUGUAGUUUUGCGUGUUGUACGUCAGCUGCAUCUUGCGGACGCCGAGGUCGCGGAAGACGCGCAGGUAGGACAGCUGGUCCUCGAUGCCAGCCGUGUUUUGCCAGCUGAGCAAUACGGCGGUGCGGCCGGACUCCUUGGCACGGCGGAUGUCGGCGACAGUGUGCGCCUGCACGAUCAGGUCCGAGUGCUCCUCGAACCACUCCUUCCACUGGACGACAUUGGCAAGGCUGCCCCGGAGACCCUCCCAGAGCCCGCAGGUACAAGACACACCGGUGAUGCCGCCGGCGUGCCAGGCCUCGAAGAUUUCGCGGGAAAAGUUGGCUAUGUUGAGGCCAUCAAAGUGGAUGGACGACUUGUAAAUGUCCAAGGCCUCUGUCUCGGUUGGCAUGCUGGGCUUAAGAGAUGGUUGUGA
Messenger RNA from Clonostachys solani, 2778 nucleotides. The record is from the annotation of a GenBank genome assembly. Lineage: Eukaryota; Fungi; Ascomycota; Sordariomycetes; Hypocreales; Bionectriaceae.